AUGUGUGGGCAGAUGGAAGCCCCAGCGGUGCUCAGCUCCUUCCUGCAUGAGGUGGAUGUGGAGGACGUGCUCCCCAAGCGGUCCCCGUCCACCGCCACGCUGAACCUGCCCAGCCUGGAGGCCUACCGCGACCCCUCCUGCCUGAGCCCCGCCAGCAGCCUGUCCUCCCGCAGCUGCAACUCCGAGGCCUCGUCCUACGAGUCCAGCUUCUCGUACCCAUACGCGUCCCCACAGACGUCCCCCUGGCAGUCCCCCUGCGUGUCCCCCAAGACCACAGACCCCGAAGAGGGCUUCCCCCGCGGCCUGGGGGCCUGUGGCCUGCUCGGGUCCCCGCGGCACUCGCCCUCCACCUCCCCCCGCACCAGCAUCACUGAGGAGAGCUGGCUGGGGGCCCACACGUCCAGGCCCUCAUCCCCCUGCAACAAGCGCAAGUACGGGCUCAAUGGCCGGCAGCUGUCCUGCUCCCCGCACCCCUCGCCCACGCCGUCCCCGCAGGGCUCGCCGCGGGUCAGCGUGACCGACGACACGUGGCUGGGUAACACCACGCAGUACACCAGCUCCGCCAUCGUGGCCGCCAUCAACGCCCUGAGCACCGACGGCAGCUUGGACCUGGGUGAUGGCGUCCCGCUCAAGGCCCGCAAGACCACGCUGGACCACUCGCCCGCGGUGGCGCUCAAGGUGGAGCCGGCGGGCGAGGACCUGGGGGCCACGCCGCCCACGCCUGACUUCCAGCCCGAGGAGUUUGCGGCCUUCCAGCACAUCCGCAAGGGCGCCUUCUGCGACCAGUACCUGUCAGUGCCGCAGCACCCGUACCCAUGGGCCCGGCCACGGUCCCCCGCGUCCUACACCAGCCCAUCCCUGCCGGCUCUCGACUGGCAGCUGCCGUCACACUCAGGACCCUACGAGCUGAGGAUCGAGGUGCAGCCCAAGUCCCACCACCGCGCCCACUACGAGACGGAGGGCAGCCGCGGGGCCGUGAAGGCAUCAGCCGGGGGUCACCCCAGCGUGCAGCUGCAUGGCUACAUGGAAAGCGAGCCGCUCACCCUGCAGCUCUUCAUCGGCACGGCAGACGACCGGCUGCUGAGGCCGCACGCCUUCUACCAGGUGCACCGGAUCACAGGCAAGACCGUGUCAACCACCAGCCACGAGGCCAUCCUCUCCAACACCAAGGUCCUAGAAAUCCCACUGCUGCCGGAAAACAACAUGCGCGCCAUCAUCGACUGUGCUGGGAUCCUGAAGCUCAGGAACUCCGACAUCGAGCUGCGCAAGGGGGAGACGGACAUCGGGAGAAAGAACACACGGGUGCGGCUGGUCUUCCGCGUCCACAUCCCACAGCCCAACGGCCGGACGCUGUCACUGCAGGUGGCCUCCAACCCCAUCGAGUGCUCCCAGCGCUCGGCCCAGGAGCUGCCCCUCGUGGAGAAGCAGAGUGCGGCCAGCGGCCCCGUCCUUGGAGGGAAGAGGAUGGUCCUGUCUGGCCACAACUUUCUGCAGGACUCCAAGGUCAUUUUUGUGGAGAAAGCACCAGAUGGCCACCACAUCUGGGAGAUGGAGGCAAAAACCGAAGGAGACCUGUGCAAGCCGAACUCGCUGGUGGUGGAAAUCCCGCCUUUCCGCAACCAGAGGAUAACCAGCCCUGUGCAGGUCAACUUCUACGUCUGCAAUGGGAAGAGGAAGCGGAGCCAGUACCAGCACUUCACCUACCUGCCUGCCAAUGUUCCAAUCAUAAAAACGGAGCCCAGCGAUGAUUACGAGCCUGCCCUCACCUGUGGACCAAUGAGCCAGGGCCUGAGCCCGCUCCCCAAGCCUUGCUACGGCCAGCCGCUCGCCCUGCCACCCGACCCGGGCGCCUGCCUCAUGCCCGGCUUCCCGCCCCGUCCGCAGGGCAGCGCCAGCCCCGAGCUCCACGACCUCUCCUGCGCCCCUUACGGCUCGGCCACAGCCGGCCCUGGCCACGGCCCCCUCGGACUUCCGCGGCAAGUCGGCGGGGUCCUCGCCAGCCAGGAGGCGCUGAGACCCUCGGGCGUGCCUCCCGGGCCCCCCCAGCCACCGCCUCCCAGUCUGCUGCAGCCACAGUAAAUGAGAUAAUCCGCAAUGACCUCUCCAGCACCAACAUCCACUCGUAGUUGGCAGCGUGGACUCUCAGAGGCUACGUGGUGUCUGUCUGUUCCACGGUGAUGACUCUGAGUCAACAAAUUGAAUCCACACCUGGUACCACUGGGAGCUUCCGCCGCAGUGAAGGCUCAGGUCACUUGUGCAAAGUAGCCCAAGGAAGGAAGGACCGAUCCCUCUUCUGAAGGAAAGUCACCUCAAGAAGGAAAUGAAAGUGGGUGGGUGGGGGGAGCACGGAAGACAGACCUCGUGACACUGCCCUCGUGGCCUCGACCCGACAUGGCGGCCUGAACCCAAGCCGCGCCCUUCAGGCACGCUGGAUUUUUCAGUGGAAGUGCCUUAUUUCAGCAGACCGCAGCAGCUGGGCACUGUGGAAUCAAGCACUGACAUGGCUACCAGGAGGGCAUUUGUAGGAGCAGAAGCUAUAGGACGUUUCAUCAUGAGGCUUUAUCCUUUGUAUAACUUAUAAGAAUACUGGAGGACUGGGCAUUGUGAGGAAGCCCUACCAUGUUUCCUACUUUCCCACCUCUUCCUGGGCUGUGACAUACAAUUCUGUUGCCUUACUCAGUGCGCUUCAGAACUGCUCCAAAGUGUCAUCUCAGAUCUCGUGACUACCUUCCCUCCCCUGUGUUACUCAGACCAUAGGGUUGUUCAUUGUAGCAUGUUAGGAUUUUGUUUUUAAUCUGGCUUCAAACAUAGCACAGGUAAGUUGAAUAGCACAAGAUAGGUUACUGGACAAAAAGAGAAAUCUCUCUGUCUUGGGAUAGGUCUUGCAUUUGCAUGUGUGUACAUAUAUAGGCAUAUAUUUAUGGUGAACAUAACCGACAUGGUGACAUUCAGUCUCCACCCAGCAAGGGUGUCCGUGUCAGCAAUAAUCAGUAUCCGUUUUGGAAAAUACACCGGAGGCUCAAGAUCCAGCUCCCCAUAGCCACAUCCGUGGGGGCGACCCCCGGCCCCAGGAGGUCUGUGUCUCGGGUCUCCUGCAGUUAACCAAGCACUUUAGAACCAGGAGAGGUGCAUCCAUGAUAUCGGCUAUUACACCAAAUGGCAGAAUUGGAAAGGAACUGUAAAUAUUGUUACAGAAGGAGUGUAAUAUAUUUGUUCCACUGUAAGAUCAUUCUUUUCACAAAAGCCUUGUAACUGCUUCAUCUGAGGAAACCAUUACCAAAAACAGCGUUUUACUAUGUGGUGACUGUAGUGUUUCCAGACUAGUUACUGUUAACAUAGGUUAGUGUGAGCUUUACUACUGCAUUUUGUACCCAUAACAGCUUAUUACGCGUUAUUGCUAGCCGUGACCUGUUGUUUCACAUAACCAAAAAGCAUGGUUUAAUGAAAACACGUUUAACCUGAUAACUGUGCCUUAGGAACUCACGCCCCCUGCUGGAAUGUGGACGAAUUGCACCCUCGGGGGAGGUGACACAUCCUGUCACCAAACUCAAGUGUUUCAGUUGGGAAGGCGCUCUCCCACGGAAAGAAUUAUUUUUAAAAUGUUGUUCUGUACGACUAUGUCUUACUUGUUUUUUAAGUCACAGAAACGAAAUCCUGAAAGCCAUAUUUGUAACAUUUGCACAUUACUGUGAAGAGCUGACGGUAUAUGGCUUCCUGUACAUAGCGCCCCCCAACCCCGCCUGGAGCCCUGUCCUGCAUUUAGCCUCCUAGGAAUUGCAUGAGACGUUUCUCGGGAGACCGUCCUACAGAAAGGAGAUGUUUGAUACUGUGUUAGCUCUCUUUGUAGGUAGAAAAUAGAUCCAAUAAAGCAAUAUUUUUCUUUCUUUUUUUUUUGCUGGA
This is a messenger RNA of Odocoileus virginianus texanus, 3900 nucleotides long. The record is from RefSeq and is a predicted model, not a curated record. NCBI's taxonomy places the organism in Eukaryota, Metazoa, Chordata, Mammalia, Artiodactyla, Cervidae.